Messenger RNA from Prunus avium (sweet cherry), 860 nucleotides. RefSeq names its product polyphenol oxidase latent form, chloroplastic-like. Gene Ontology annotation, molecular function: catechol oxidase activity. The record is from RefSeq and is a predicted model, not a curated record. Lineage: Eukaryota; Viridiplantae; Streptophyta; Magnoliopsida; Rosales; Rosaceae.
UCCACUUCCCCAAAUUGUUCAUACAAAAAGAAAACAAAGCAAAGCCAUGGCUUCUUCUUCUUCCCCAUUAUCAUCCAACACAAUUACCACUUUUUACUCCACCGCCCCUUCAAUCUGUCAUAUCUUUCCAAACAAAACCCAGAUUUCCUUACUCAGAAAUCGUGUCAGAGGAUCAUGUAAAGCAACAAUCAAUAGUGACCAAAACCAUGUAAAAUUUGAUGGGAGGAGAAAUGCGCUUGUUGGUCUAGGAGGGCUCGCCUUGGCUAAUCUGAGCAGCAUAACAAGGCCUUUUGGUGCAGCAAAUGCGGCAGAGACCCCAAAAAAAGUAGCACUGGUGCAGAGCAGUGAGCUGCCCAUAGCUUUGGACUCGGUGAUCAGUGUGAUUGUGGAAAGGCCUAAGAAGUCGAGGAGCCAGAAGGAGAAGGAAGAGGAAGAGGAGGUUUUGGUGAUUGAAGGGAUUGAGUUUGUGGCAGAUAAGGCUCUGGUAUUUGAUGUGCAUGUGAACGAUGAUGAGAACUCGCUGAGUCGACCCGACAAGUCCGAGUUUGCUGGGAGCUUGGUGUUUUUGCCGCAGUACAAGAAGAAGGUGAAAACCAGCCUGCAUCUUGGGAUAACGAACUUGUUGGAGGAAAUUGGAGCUGACGAUGAGAGCUUUAUAAAGGUCACUUUGGUGCCAAGGUAUGUCCUGCGUCCUGUCACCAUUGGUGGGAUCAAGAUCGAUUAUUUUGCCUAGCCUUAGACUGAGCCUGCAACUAGAUAAUGAAUUAAGAUACUGAAUCAAGUUGCUCUGUUUCAUCCUCUAUGAGUUUGUGUAACACAUACGAGUUAAGUAGCAUUGUUCUGAUUAGUUAACCACAAAA